Molecule: messenger RNA, 402 nt
Organism: Fusarium musae
Lineage: Eukaryota; Fungi; Ascomycota; Sordariomycetes; Hypocreales; Nectriaceae
Exons: 2
Coding region: 1-402 (133 amino acids)
Source: RefSeq, a predicted model, not a curated record
AUGGCGGAUCUCAUCGACCCCGGCACCGCCAAAUUGGUCAUCAUCGUCUCCCUCCUGUGGAUCAUCUCAUUCACUCUCUACAACCUCUACGAGAUCAACGACAUCAUCUUCUAUUCUAUCGCCAUCGGGACUGCAUUCAUUUUCACCUCCGCGAGCUGCGUUUGCCUCGGAGGUCUUGCCGUCAUGGCCGUCUACUUUGCGGUCCUGGCCAACGCCGCGAUUCUUUGCAUUAUCGUCAUGCUCAUUCCUGUUCUUCAAAAUGUUUGUGAUCGAGUAAUCGGAUUCUUCAAUGCGGUGUCGUUUUUCUUGGACAACAUUACUACGGCAGUGCAGUUGUUCCCCCCGUCAUUCGAAAGAUUCCUCUACGGACCUGAAGGUCUUGAGCCUCUUACUGACGAUUGA